UGCCGCCCUGAGCGCUCGUCCAGUGUCCGCGGACGCUGGCCAUCCAUUCAGAGGCGUAUUUUGGAUAUUUGACGCCCCUGGCCAGUUGGCUUUGACCCAUUAAGUGACGAUAAUAAAAAAAAAUAAAAAAAACUUCCUCUGCCGCUAGUGCCAUGGUCCGUCGAGCCCUUGCUGGGUAAAAAGUUGCUGAAUCACUUAUUUUGAAAUAUGACGGGCUUGGAACUCAUCAUCUCAUCUAUUUGCAAUGCUACUUUUUGCGAAGCGGUUUACGAUAAUCCUAUAACAGAAACACUACUGUCAAAGCAAAAAAAGGAACUGUUGGAGAUCGCUGAAGAUGUUAAUGGUAAACAUUUGAAGAUUGGCACUUACGAUAAUUACCCUUUAAGCUGGGUACACACUGAAGAUGAUGGAAAGCUGUCUGGGCGCGGCGUUGCGUUCGUCGUUUUGGAAAUUCUGCGCGAAAGGUUCAAUUUCACCUUUGAUGUGGUCGCGCCGGCCAAAAACUAUGAAAUUGGCCCUGACGGCAGAACGGAGGACUCAUUAAUCGGAUUGGUCAACAAAAGUGAAGUGGACAUGGCUGCAGCAUUCUUACCCAUAGCAUACAAGUACCAGCAGUUUGCGGAUUUCUCUUCGAUCCUGGACAGAGGCGUGUGGAUGAUGAUGCUGCAGCGGCCUAAGGAGUCUGCCGCAGGGUCCGGACUCCUGGCCCCGUUCGAAAUUCAAGUGUGGUAUCUAAUAUUGGCGGCCGUACUCUCUUACGGUCCCUGCAUCACUUUUCUCACGUACUUGCGGUCUAAGCUCGUGAGAGACGGAGAGAAAAACAUCUCGCUGUCGCCCAGUUUCUGGUUCGUGUAUGGAGCCUUGCUGAAACAGGGGACCACAUUGGCACCAGAAGCGAAUACGACUCGAAUCCUCUUCACAACAUGGUGGCUGUUCAUAAUCCUGCUGUCGGCGUUCUACACGGCCAACCUGACUGCUUUCCUCACGCUCUCCAAGUUCACCCUGGACGUGGAAAACCCUGAGGAUCUGUAUAAGAAGAACUACCGCUGGGUCGCUCCUGAGGGCAGCGCAGUGCAAUACGUUAUCAAUGACUCAAACGAAGACCUGCAUUUUCUAAGCAAAAUGGUAACAAAUGGACGGGCUCGUUUUCUCUUGGUGAACGGCGAUCGUCAGUACUUACCCUACGUGACUGGGGGAGCAGUGCUGGUAAAGGAACAGACAGCUAUAGACCAUCUCAUGUUUGAAGACUACUUGAAGAAGACCAAGGAUAAUGUGCCGGAAGUGAAGAGAUGCACGUAUGUCGUCGCUCCAAAUCCCUUUAUGGAAAAGUUACGGGGUUUCGCCUUUCCAAAACAAAGCAAAUUAAAGUUAUUAUUUGAUCCAGUCCUCACCUAUCUCCUACAAUCUGGUAUAGUAACGUACUUGGAACAUAGAGACCUGCCUAGCACAAAGAUAUGUCCGCUUGAUCUGCAGUCCAAGGACCGUAAGCUGCGGAACAGCGAUCUAUCGAUGACGUACAUGCUAAUGGGGGUCGGGUUAGCGACUGCCAUCGCUGUUUUUGGUGGAGAGAUGAUAAUCAGGUAUUACGUCCGUAUCAAAAUCAAGAAGAAUCGGGGUGAAAAGUGCAAAAUGAAAACGUCAAAGUCGUCAAAACACAAGCGGUUCAGGGUCCAAGAUGACAGUCACCCACCGCCUUACGACUCGCUGUUUGGUAUCAACUCUCGGUAUAAGAUGGACGCGAAGUCUACAUCCAAGAUAAUAAAUGGGAGAGAGUACUGGGUGGUCGGGACGGUGAGUGGAGACACCAGGCUCAUACCGGUUAGGACUCCGUCGGCGUUCUUGUAUCAGCGGGAUAAGUAAAUGGAAAAUUGCCAUAUGGAGAGUAGUUUAUUUUUCUCGGGGCAAGAGCGGAAGUAUAUUGAGGAUUUUGAACUAAUCAAUCAAGUCAAUCUUAUCAACUAACGAACUAAGAAGACUUCCAUAAAAAUUGCAUAAUACUACUGAUGAUUGAUGAUGAAAUAUAAUUAUGUAAGUACCUAUGUGAAAAAUAUCUCUUGAUCAAUUUCUUGUUAUGUUUAGGUAUAUUUAGAGGUAGAAAAUAAAGAUGUUUGAUAUAUAGUUUUGGGAGAUGAUUUUUGUAGAAAGUAUGUACUUACACGUGACACACGUCCACUGAUAGAUAUAGUAAUAAGGAGCAGAACUCUAGUAUUAAUAAAACAUUCAAAUAAUUACAUAUUUUUAUUAACUGUGAAAAUUCCACAUAUUCCUCUAACAUUCAUAUCAUCAUUAACAUCAGCAUUUAGCUAACAGUCAAACUCAUCUAAAUUUAAUUAUUUUAUAAUAAAAACCCUUAGAAACCUGUUUGGCACAAGUAUGUUGUUGAAUGUCUGAAAUCCAACCCAGGGAUUUAGAACAAAGUUUAUAUGUACCUACUUUUAACAGACGAAUCCAAUAUUAAGAGCGCAUGCGACACCUCAAAAAUAUGUAACAAUGUAGGACUUAAUAAAUUGUAUUAUAAGUCCUUGGUUAAACGUACUUCAAAAAUCAACACAGGUAAUAUCAUGUAUAUUAAAAAUCAUUUGUUUUUGGUUUCUUAAGAGUAAAAAAAUAGAGAAUUUAACUGAGGAAAAUGUUUGCCAUGUGGAGUAAUAAAACCCUAGAGGGGAGACUCUCGUUGUACUGUCUGUUAAGUACCAAAUAUACACUUUGGAAGUCUAACAAAAUGUGCCAAACAGAUUCAGUAUCACUUUACGGCUCUGCCUGAAUAACCUAAGUUUUGUACAUAAAUAUAAUAAAUAUAUAACUUUUUGAGCAGCGACAUCGACUCCGUGAUGCUAUUUUAUACAAAGUUGACUAUAUCAGUUACAAACUUGAUAACCUUUUAAACAAAAAUUGCACCACGGUUACUGUAACACAAACGCCACACAACGAUAAUUUGCUUUCAAUUAAUUAUAUAUAAUUACGUUUCUAAAGAACAGUAACGCCUGGUUUAAGAGCUAGCCUCGGAAAGAUACAAUCUAUAAAAAAGGGUUUUGAAAGAUUCACGGUUACUUCAUUAGACUUAUAUUGCAUGAUGCAAGUAACUGCGUCGAAAUAUCGGGACUUGACAAAAAUCUAAAGGGUAAUCACGCCCUAUGGAACUUCCUAUACAAAAAAAAUUGCGAACGCUAUAUUCUGUAAUCACGGUCUAUAUCCCGGUCAAUAUAAGUCUAUUCUACAAAAGUAU
Leguminivora glycinivorella is the source of this 3226-nucleotide messenger RNA. It is a transcript of the gene Ir76b, whose product is annotated as glutamate receptor ionotropic, delta-2. The transcript is spliced from 10 exons. The record is from RefSeq and is a predicted model, not a curated record. Lineage: Eukaryota; Metazoa; Arthropoda; Insecta; Lepidoptera; Tortricidae. Gene Ontology annotation, molecular function: ligand-gated monoatomic ion channel activity. The coding region runs from base 208 to 1860 and encodes 550 amino acids. Gene Ontology annotation, cellular component: membrane.